ACUUGACAAAAACAAGUCCAACAUGAGGAAGAAGUUUGGGAGCAUCUUUGAGGGGCUUGGAAAACGCGGAAACCCAACACAGCUUGACAAGAUUUACACAGAGCUCUACAUCACAGCUGGGGAGAGUGAAGGGGUUAACAGAGAACAAGAGGUUUGGAAGAUACAGAAUAUGUCUCAGACUAAAAUAUAUCAAGACGAUGCAAUCAACUGCAAUGAUAUCUUCAAACCCUUACCUGGAGAAGAGGUAUUCAUUAGAACUGUGCUGACGAAGGGCAUCGCUGGCAUCGGAAAAACAGUCUCAGUGCAGAAGUUCAUCCUUGACUGGGCAGAAGGACAAGCCAAUCAGGAUGUAGAUUUCAUCUUCACCCUUCCAUUCAGGGAUUUGAAUCUAAACAAAGACGACCAGUACAGUCUGUUGGAGCUCCUGAGUGACUUCCACCCUGAACUUUCAGAUAUAGAAUACACAAAGAAGGUGGUCGCCUGCAAAGUCCUGUUCAUCUUGGAUGGUCUGGAUGAAAGCCAACUUCCACUGGAUUUCCAUAACAACAAGAGGUUGUCUAAUGUAACCAAGACAACAUCAGUGGACGUGCUGCUGACAAACCUCAUCAAGGGGAAUCUGCUUCCUUCUGCUCUCCUCUGGAUAACCUCCCGACCAGCAGCAGUUGACAAGAUACCCUCCGACUGUUUUGACCGUGUAACAGAAGUUCGGGGAUUCAACGACCCACAGAAAGAAGAAUACUUCAAGAAGAGAUUCAGUGAUGAUGAAAACCUGUCCAGCAAAAUCAUCUCACACAUAAAGACAUCGAGGAGUCUCUUCAUCAUGUGCCACAUUCCGGUCUUCUGUUGGAUUACUGCCAUGGUUCUUGGGAACAUGUUGAGAGGAUCCUGUUCUGAAGAAAUCCCUAAAACUCUGACUGAGAUGUACAUUCGUUUCCUUCUCACUCUGACAAACCUGGAGAACAAGAAGCAUGGGAAAAAUGAACCAGACCUUCGGAAACUGUCAGAGUCUGACGUACAGAUCAUUCUGAAGCUUGGAAAACUAGCCUCCCAUAACCUGUUAAAGAGCAAUCUGGUGUUUUCUGAAGAAGAUUUGAGAGAGUGUGACAUUGAUGUCAACGAAGCCUUUUUGGGCUCAGGGAUGUGCACAGAGAUCUUCAGAGAGGAGGACCCAAUGUUUAGAUGGAUAAAGCGUUCCCACAACAAGAACGGCCACCUGGACCUCUUCCUCCGCUUCCUUCUGGGCAUCUCACUGGAGUCCAAUCAGAUCCUCUUGAAAUGCCUACAGCUCCAGACAGAGGGAGACAAAGAGAGUAUCCAGAAUACCAUCCAAUACAUCAAGGGGUUUUCAACAACUGAGCUGGAGGUGCUAACUGCUGCACUGAAUCAAUCUUACAGUCAGCUGCACACACUAAGGUUUCCUGGGUGUUGGCUCGACGAGAGCUGCGGUGAAAUUGUGGCUUCAGCUCUGGCGUCAGAGAACAGCCAUCUGAGAGAGCUGGACCUCAGCGACAACAAACUGACAGACACCGGGGUGGAGGGGAUCUCCACUGGGCUUAUGAGUCCACACUGUGAACUGAAGAUACUGAGACUUGUCCGUUGUGAGGUCACUUCCUGUGGAAGUUUGUCCCCUGCUCUAGCAGCCUCCCAGUUGGAGGAACUGCAUCUGAGCUGCAACACCCUGGGCGACAUGGGACUGAAGCUGCUCUCUGCUGGACUGGAGGAUCCACACUGUCAGAUACAGAAACUGGGACUGAGGCAGUGUAAUCUAUCAGAGUUAUCCUGUGAGUCCCUGUCCUCUGUCCUGUGUUCAAACUCAACCCUGAUAGAGCUGGACCUGAGAGACAACGACUUGGGGGAUUCAGGAGUGGAGCGACUCUCUGCUGCACUGGGGGACCCUCGCUGUGCCUUGCAGGUUUUGGGGCUGUCUGGUUGUCUGGUCACAGAGGAAGGCUGUGCUUCUCUGGAUUCAGCUCUGAGGUCAAACCCCUCCCACCUGAGAGAACUGGACCUGAGCUACAAUCACCCAGGAGACUCUGGAGUGAAGCUGCUCUCUGCUAGACUGGAGGAUCCACACUGUAGACUGGAUAAACUCAAUGUGGACUUGUGUGGAGAGUGCAGGAUCAAACCAGGCCUGAGGAAAUAUUCCUGUGAGCUCACCCUGGACCCAGAUUCUGCACACAUUGACCUGAGGCUGUCUGAGGAUAGGAGGACAGUGUUGUGGAGAGAGGACAAUGCUAACAGACAGAGUAGUGCUAGCAUAGGAAACGAAGCUAACAAUGCUAACAGUGGGGAUGGUGCUAGCAUAGGAAACGAAGCUAACAAUGCUAACAGUGGGGACGGUGUUAGCAUAGGAAACGAAGCUACCAGAGGGGAAGAAUCAAAUAAAUGGAUUGAUCCAUCAAUUUGUACAAGAUCCCUGUCUGUGCAUUGUACCAAGGGUUUAUCUACUGGACGUUUCUACUGGCAGGUGGAGGCCACAGGAUGGUUUGAUAUUGGGGUUAUUAUCAAAGAAAACAAUAGUAUCUACAAUAUGUAUGACCUCGUGUUUCGUCACAACAGGUGGGCGUUUAGACUAAUCCGUGAAGUUGCAUAUUCAGGAGAAGGCACCACUACCACUAAUUGCAUUGGGGUGUUUCUGGACUGGCCGGCCGGCACAUUGUCCUUUUACAGCGUCUCCUCUGACGCUAUGACACACCUGCACACGUACAAUGACUUGUUCACUGGACCCCUUUACCCUGCAUUCAAUAUUCACACUGAAGAGGAGCAGGAGGGGUCCAUCAGAUUGUUGUAACGUUCAUUAAGGCCCUUCAAUAUUCACACUGAAGAGGAGAAGGAGGGGUCCAUCAGAUUGUUGUAAAGUUCAUUAAGGCCCUACAAUAUUCACACAGAAGAGGAGAAGGAGGGGUCCAUCAGAUUGUUGUAACGUUCAUUUAGGGCCAUGUCAAGGUUUAGAAGAAAUGACUGUGAUUAUAUCUUCUACUAAUGACAUUGUGUAGGUUUAGGGGGACCUCUGGUUUUCUACUGAAGGGGUUUGGCUGCUGUUGUAACCUGACUUCAUUGUCCUUCGGUAUCUUAGUUCAUGAAUGACAGAUGAAGAUCCAUUGGUAGCAUGGUCAUUUAUAUUUAUUAUGGAUUCCCCAUAGGCAGCAGCUACUCUUCCUGGGGUCCAGCAAAAUAAAGGCAGUUAUACAUUUUAAAAACAUGACAAUA
Coregonus clupeaformis (lake whitefish) is the source of this 3210-nucleotide messenger RNA. RefSeq names its product NACHT, LRR and PYD domains-containing protein 3-like. The record is from RefSeq and is a predicted model, not a curated record. Gene Ontology annotation, molecular function: protein binding. NCBI's taxonomy places the organism in Eukaryota, Metazoa, Chordata, Actinopteri, Salmoniformes, Salmonidae. The transcript has 9 exons. The coding region runs from base 23 to 2791 and encodes 922 amino acids.